Molecule: messenger RNA, 1115 nt
Organism: Camelina sativa (false flax)
Lineage: Eukaryota; Viridiplantae; Streptophyta; Magnoliopsida; Brassicales; Brassicaceae
Gene: EIF6A
Product: Translation initiation factor IF6
Biological process (GO): cytosolic ribosome assembly
Molecular function (GO): ribosome binding
Source: RefSeq, a predicted model, not a curated record
AAAUUAGGGCCCAAACGGUGGCUUAUUCGGAGGAUCAUCCAGGGCCGGCGCAACCCUUAUUCUUAAAAACCUUCGACUCCCAUCUUUUUCCUUCUUCUUCUUCUCCGUUCUUCGCCGCUUCUUCUCCUCCUCGAAUUCAUCCCUCUCAAGUGUACUCGUUUAGCCUCCUCCUCCCUCUAAUGGCGACCCGUCUUCAGUUUGAGAACAACUGUGAAGUUGGUGUCUUUUCCAAACUUACUAAUGCCUAUUGCUUAGUCGCUAUAGGAGGCUCUGAGAACUUUUACAGUGCUUUUGAGUCUGAGUUAGCAGAUGUUAUCCCUAUCGUUAAGACCUCUAUUGGAGGAACACGAAUUAUUGGGCGUCUUUGUGCUGGAAACAAGAAUGGGCUUCUUGUCCCCCAUACAACUACUGACCAAGAGCUUCAACACUUGAGGAAUAGUCUACCUGAUCGAGUGGUGGUCCAGCGAAUUGAUGAACGUCUGUCUGCUCUUGGAAACUGCAUUGCCUGCAAUGAUCAUGUCGCUCUUGCUCACACUGAUCUUGAUAAGGAAACAGAAGAAAUAAUUGCGGAUGUUCUUGGCGUUGAAGUUUUCCGUCAGACAAUUGCAGGCAACAUUCUUGUGGGCAGUUACUGCGCCCUAUCCAACAGAGGUGGAAUGGUUCAUCCUCACACCUCAGUAGAAGACUUGGAUGAACUCUCAACUCUUCUUCAAGUCCCUCUCGUUGCUGGAACCGUUAACCGUGGUAGUGAAGUUAUAGCUGCGGGUAUGACCGUGAAUGACUGGACUUCCUUCUGUGGUUCAGACACAACCGCAACAGAGCUCUCUGUUAUAGACAGCAUCUUCAAGCUAAGGGAAGCCCAACCCAGCUCUAUCGUCGAUGAGAUGAGGAAGUCAUUGAUCGAUACCUAUGUUUAAAUUUUUUGUUUUUGUUUGGAUGAGACACACACAACAACAUCCCCAAGUGUCAAUGUCAGAGAUUUUCAUACUCUACUGUUGCAAGAAUUAGCUGUUUUUCUUAUAUUUUUGUGUGGUUUUAACAGUUUAGAAGUAAUCUGUUGAUGUCUCUUUGAAUCCUUCUAAAGUAAUUUAAUAAGAAAAUUCUCGUUGAAAUUA